This is a messenger RNA of Schistocerca piceifrons (Central American locust), 1202 nucleotides long. RefSeq names its product retinol dehydrogenase 13-like. Lineage: Eukaryota; Metazoa; Arthropoda; Insecta; Orthoptera; Acrididae. The transcript has 7 exons. The record is from RefSeq and is a predicted model, not a curated record. Bases 135 to 1109 code for a protein of 324 amino acids.
CAUUGCAUCUUUGCCAUACCGGCAAUGUAUAUAGUAAACAAAAGGCAAUCCUGUAUUGCCAUGUGAGAUGUUUAGUGUGUGUGAAGACGAAGCCGAGUCUUACUUGAAAUUAGCAGUCAGUUUUUCCCAAAGACAUGGUCUGGAAGCCAUCGAAGCCAAUGGUGAUACUGAGCGCUAUAGGAACAGCAGUUGGAGGUUCACUGUUCAUUAAAGAGUAUACUGGAGGUCCUAAAUACGAAAAUAAAACACGUGCUGAUGGCAAGGUAGUAAUAAUUACCGGUGCUAAUACAGGAAUUGGAAAGGAGACAGCUCGAGAACUUGCACUCCGAGGAGCCACUGUUGUCAUGGCAUGUCGUGACAUUCAAAAGUGUGAAAAGUCAAGACACGAAAUUGUUCUGGAAAGCAAGAAUAAAUAUGUAUAUUGCAGAACAUGUGACUUGGCAUCGUUAACAUCUAUUCGAAAAUUCUGUGAAAGAUUUAAAAAUGAGCACAAACGACUUGACAUACUAAUCAACAAUGCUGGAGUAAUGAGAUGUCCUCUUUCAAGAACUAAAGAUGGAAUUGAAACACAGCUUGGAGUGAAUCACAUGGGUCAUUUUUUAUUGACUAACUUGUUGCUAGAUAUAAUCAAGGCUUCUGCACCAAGCAGGAUAAUUAAUAUAUCAAGUAUAGCACACAAACGAGGAAAAAUAAACAUAGAAGAUCUAAACAGUGAGAAACAGUAUGAUCCUGGAGAGGCUUACAAUCAGAGCAAGCUGGCAAAUGUGCUUUUUACAAAGGAACUCGCAAAGAGACUGGAAGGCACAGGUGUGACGGUAAAUGCUGUGCACCCUGGAAUUGUUGAUACAGAAAUAACUCGGCAUAUGAGCUUCUAUAAUAGCUCCAUCUCAGCUGUUUUUUUGAAACCGUUUGUGAAAUUGUUUAUUAAAAGUCCAAGGAAAGGGGCACAAACGACAAUUUAUGUUGCAUUGGAUGAGUCUCUACAGAAUGUUUCAGGAAAAUAUUUUAGUAACUGUAAGGAAGAAGAUGUUGGACCUCAAGGGAAAGAGGAUGUAACAGCCAAAUGGCUGUGGCUAGUUAGUGAGAAGUGGACAAAACUAAACAUUUGACACAUCAGAGAUAUAUCUUUAGUGUCAGAUUUUAAACUGUGUAUUCAUGAAAGCUUUUAUCAUAUGUAAAUAAAGGCAAUAUAAUAUUUUGUG